Molecule: messenger RNA, 1873 nt
Organism: Hordeum vulgare subsp. vulgare (domesticated barley)
Lineage: Eukaryota; Viridiplantae; Streptophyta; Magnoliopsida; Poales; Poaceae
Product: peroxidase 5-like
Exons: 3
Coding region: 221-1519 (432 amino acids)
Biological process (GO): response to oxidative stress; hydrogen peroxide catabolic process
Cellular component (GO): plasmodesma; plant-type cell wall
Molecular function (GO): peroxidase activity; heme binding
Source: RefSeq, a predicted model, not a curated record
GUUUCUAGCCAGACUCCAUAUGCCUAUCUUGAGUAGAGUACUGUACUACACUGCCGAACUGCCCCUUUGCUCACCAGAGUCAGUAACUAGCUAGAGCGCUCCUUGCAUUGGCACUAUCUGCACAACCCCUAUAAAUUUGACCGCGCCGUGCAGAUUUUGACGCAGCGGUCUCGGUUCGUCUACCUAGAGAGGAUAUAGCUAGUAGUUGACAGCAGUGGUCAUGGCAUCGGUCGUGGUGGUUGGUGCCACGGUUGUCGCAAUGUGGCUUUUGGCCGGUGAGGCGCGAGGCCAGGCGCAGCUGCAGGUAGGGUUCUACGCGCACUCAUGCCCCCAGGCGGAGGUGAUCGUCAGGGACGAGGUCGGCAGGGCCGUCAGCGCCAACCCCGGCUUCGCCGCCGGGCUCCUCCGCCUCCACUUCCACGACUGCUUCGUCAAGGGCUGCGACGCGUCGGUGCUGCUGGACUCGACGGCCAACAGCACGGCGGAGAAGGACGCCCCGCCCAACAAGAGCCUGAGGGGGUUCGAGGUCAUCGACGCCGCCAAGCAGCGCCUGGAGGCCGCGUGCGCCGGGACCGUCUCCUGCGCCGACAUACUCGCCUUCGCCGCCCGAGACAGCGUCGUCCUGGUAACUACUCCGGUGACAACACUGCUUUUCCGAGCUCUUGCUUACACACCAACAAUGGCGACAAUGGCAGGCCGGCGGUGGCCCGUACAGCGUCCCGGCCGGGCGGAGGGACGGCAACGCCUCGGCGGCGUCCGACGCGCAGGCCAGCCUGCCCCCACCCACGGCGAACGUGGCCCACCUCACGGAGGCCUUCGCCAGGAAUGGGCUCUCCCAGGAGGACAUGGUCACGCUUUCAGGCGCGCACACGAUCGGCCUGACGCACUGCAGCUCCUUCAGCGCGCGGCUGCACGGGUACAACGCCACCACGGGCACGGGCCAGGACCCGGCCAUGGACGGCGCCAAGGCGGCGGAGCUGGCGCGGCAGUGCCCGCCGGGGAGCCCGGACGCCGUGCCCAUGGACGGCGGCAGCCCCGACGCGUUCGACACGGGCUACUUCCGCGCCCUGCUGGCCAACCACGGCGUCCUCGCCUCCGACCAGACGCUCACCUCCGACAACGCCACGGCCGCGCUCGUGGCGCAGAACGCCGGCAACGUCUACCUGUUCGUCACCCGCUUCGGCGACGCCAUGGUGAGGAUGGGCGGCAUCCGGGCGCUCACCGGCGGCGACGGACAGAUACGCACCAACUGCAGGGUCGUCAACUGAUAAACACUUGUUGCAGCGCCUCUACACACGUCACUCCUCCUAAUCUGUACUAUCUUUUUGUCCGGCUUUGCUUGCAAAAAUGGAAUGGAGUUAUACAUGGGACGAUUGAGUUUUGGACACGUACGUACAUUGCGUUGCGUGUGAGAGACGUGUGGUGUGCGAGAUCUUCUUUUCUCUAUCUCUUGAUAGGAACGAAAGAGUUUCCAAAAACUGUACGCAGGAGCUUUUGGCAAAGCGUGUGCCUGCUUUAGUUAUUCGACUGAUAGAUGGGUGAUGGAGGCGUGGAUCGGCCACGCUGUAGACGUGCUUUUGUCAUGUGUCGAGCAACCCUGGGCUGGGCGAUCUACCUAACAGCCUGGGUUACACUGAUUAGAAAUGAAGAAGAGACCUAACGACAAACCGGGCAAAGAUUCAGACUGUUUAGUGUUUGGUACUCAAGUCUUAACAUGACAAGCAAGUUGGUAACAACAAUUCUAGUUUGAGUUUCUGUCCUAAAUUAUAGCUGGAAAUGGCCACGAUGAAGGAAAGGCAAUCAUCAAUCAACCUUUGGAACGGAGCCGGCAAAGUGGGGAUCAGCACGAGACAUGGCUAAGGAAGAAGCUGCU